This is a messenger RNA of Pyrenophora tritici-repentis Pt-1C-BFP, 585 nucleotides long. The record is from RefSeq and is a predicted model, not a curated record. Lineage: Eukaryota; Fungi; Ascomycota; Dothideomycetes; Pleosporales; Pleosporaceae.
AUGGUCGCCUUCCGCAACAUCAUCACCGCCGCUCUGGCUCUUGCUACUCCCAUCACUGCUGCCAUCUCAGCUGCCGAGGUCACCGUCAACAUCAAGGUCGUCACCCAGAAGAGCAUGGCGCUCCAGCAGCCAGCUCAGAGCAUCAGCCUUGUCAACGGUCCCCUCAUCCUUAUCGGCCAGGGACCUUUCCCCAAGCUCAUCUUCGGCUUUGCUGAUAUUGUUACAACCGCCACUGCUGCCAUCUCUCAGAUGCAAGGCAUGCCCAAGGAGCCUGCUGGCCCAGCCACCGAUGCAUUUGUCCGCGUUCAUCAAGCAUUGUUGAACAUCCUCAUCGGCAAGGCCGGUCUCUUCCAGGCUGUUCCUUUCAUCGGCCAGCCUAUUGCUGCCGUGCUGAGGCAGAUCGAGGGUGUUGUUGACACCAUUGCCUUCAUGCUCAUCGCCACCUUCGAGGCACGUGCUUCCGAUUUCCAGAAGGAGGCCUCGACCCUGACCGGUACCCUCAGCCUUUGCAUCGCCAAGUACGACGGUCUCUCUGUGAGCAGGAAUGCCAACACCAUGUCCACACGCCGCGCCAUCGCCGUUUAA